This is a messenger RNA of Suillus subaureus, 709 nucleotides long. RefSeq lists its product as uncharacterized. The record is from RefSeq and is a predicted model, not a curated record. The transcript is spliced from 2 exons. Lineage: Eukaryota; Fungi; Basidiomycota; Agaricomycetes; Boletales; Suillaceae. The coding region runs from base 127 to 555 and encodes 142 amino acids.
UAAAAAUGGAGGGAAGGGAAACAUGCGGAUUUGUUGAAGUCGUUAUAUACUGAUUGGUGGUGAGUGUUGUUGGCAGAACUCCAGGGUCUCCGAGACGUAAUUCAGAUAUCUGAUAACAAAGAGAACAUGAAAACUGACGUCCCUAAAGUAAGAUGGUGCAUGCCGGAGGGCGCCCCCUCGCAUCACCAGUCAACGACAAUUUCGAGCGCCUGGAAUGAGUUGACAACAACUCGAAUCGCUACUACUGGAAAUGCAAACAUUGCGGCGACACAAACCAUCUUAUCAAGCGCUGUAAAAAUGCAACUAAUUCGUGCAAACCUUCGACGCCACAGCACCGUAAAAGCCGUGGAGGCUGGGAAGUCUCGACAUGCUUACGUGCACACUCGGCUUGAAGAGGUUGGCAUUGCUGACGAGACUACACAGGAUCUUGAAGCAUCCUUCGCGUGGGUACCUCCACUCUCGACCGAGCCUUGUGAUGCAGAUGACCCUCUGCUGGUCCAGAGAGUAUCUCGCCUGACGAUAUUGCUAGUGAAUUUGCAGCUCUCGAAAAGUUGAAAGGGACUGAAGAAGUUCAGAGCAUUAACGAAGUUGAAGUGCUCCAAGGAAAUGCUUUUGAUUUUGACAAGUUGGAUCGGGUCGAACAAGGAAUAAUACCACAGCUAUUCUAGAAUCUGGAUGAGGUUGAGGUGGUCAAUUACAAUGGCGAGGG